Myxozyma melibiosi is the source of this 1885-nucleotide messenger RNA. RefSeq names its product general substrate transporter. The record is from RefSeq and is a predicted model, not a curated record. Gene Ontology annotation, molecular function: carbohydrate:proton symporter activity. Gene Ontology annotation, biological process: transmembrane transport; carbohydrate transport. The transcript is spliced from 2 exons. Bases 161 to 1789 code for a protein of 542 amino acids. Gene Ontology annotation, cellular component: membrane. NCBI's taxonomy places the organism in Eukaryota, Fungi, Ascomycota, Lipomycetes, Lipomycetales, Lipomycetaceae.
UCCUUGUCCAAGCGCCUAGCCGCUGCCUGUCCUGACCCCACACUCUCCUUGUUCUCUCGCGACCUUUAAAUACUGCCUGCCCCGCGACCUCUCCUUCCCCGCGUCCUGCUUUCCAUCCCCACUCCUUUCCUCACUCUUACCUUUCCCUCCCCUACCCUCCAUGGCAGCCUCCCAAGACCUCCAGCGCGAGGACACCUCCCUUCCGCUCGAGAAGAACUACAGCGACGACGAAGAUGUCCACCGCGCAAUCAACGCCAUCGACAUCACCGAGCGCGUCGAAAACGAGCGCUACACCCUCUUCUCCUGGCCCAUGGUCCGGCUCAUGCUCGUGCUUACUGUCGGGUAUCUAUGCGGUAUCGUCAACGGCUAUGAUGGUAGUUUGAUGGGUUCCAUUAACGGCAUGACCUCCUACCAGGAUUUUUUCCAUAUGACCUCCGCUGGCUCCUCCACCGGUAUCAUCUUCGCCAUGUACAACAUCGGCUCCCUCCCCGCCGUCCUCUUCACCGGCCCCAUCAACGACCACUUCGGCCGCCGCUGGGGUAUGUUCACCGGCGCCGCCAUCAUCAUCAUCGGCACCUGCAUCGAAGCCCCCGCCAAAAACAAGGGAAUGUUCCUCGCCGGCCGCUUUGUUCUUGGCUUUGGCGUUUCCUUUGCCUGUGUUUCUGGCCCCACUUAUGUCUCUGAGAUGGCGCAUCCGGUGUAUCGCGGUACCCUGCUCGGUCUCUACAACACCUGCUGGUACAUCGGCUCCAUCGUCGCCUCGUGGGUCUCCUACGGCUGCACCUACAUGGACAGCUCGUACGCGUUCCGCAUCCCGAUUUGGUGCCAACUCUUCUCGUCCGUGAUCAUUCUCGCGUUUGUCUUCUUCAUCCCCGAGUCGCCGCGAUGGCUAGUCGAGAACGACCGCGCCGACGAAGCCCGCAAGAUUCUCAUCAAAUACCACGGCAACGGCGACGAAGACCACCCGAUCGUCGAGCUCGAGAUGAAGGAAAUGGAAGCCGCCUACGUGGUCGACUCGUCCAACAAGCGAUGGUGGGACUACCGAGGCCUCUGGAACUCGCGCGCUGCUCGCAAGCGCAUGUUUUGCGCGCUCGGCAUGGCGGUCUUUGGCCAGUGGAGUGGAAACUCAAUCACCUACUACUUCUCCGAGAUUACCGACAUGGCCGGCAUCACCGACGAAGGCACCAAGCUCAUGCUCAACGGAAUCAACUCGCCUAUCUGCUGGGUGGGCGCCGUGAUUGGCGCGCGUCUUUGCGAUUUCCUCAACCGCCGCGCGAUGCUCAUGUCCGCGAUCUCGUUCUCGUCCGUGACGUUCGCGAUCAUGUGUCCGCUCGUCAAGUACGGUAUGGCGGGGAACAAGUCUUCGUCGCGCGCGUCGCUGGCUAUGGUUUACAUUUUUGGUUUCUUCUUCUCAAUGGGAAUCACGCCCUUGCAGUCGAUGUACAUCGCCGAGGUGCUCGACACCGAGACCAGAGCGAAGGGUACCGCUGUCGGCAACUUCACCUCCAGCUUAGCAUCGGCCGUGAUCAACUACGGCAGUGGUCCCGCGUUCUCGCAGAUCAAGUACUACUUCUACCUCGUCUUCAUGGGCUGGGACAUCAUCGAAGUCAUCGUCAUCUACUUCUUCUUCGUCGAGACCCGCGGCCGUACGCUCGAGGAACUGGCCGAGGUGUUUGAAGACGAGCAUCCCGUGCGCCGCUCGCUGAUGAAGAAGGACGCGAUCACGGUCGCGAGAAUCAUCGAGAAAAGAGGAGCGGUUGACGUCUUUGAGGCUGAGCUGAAGGCUUAAUAACUCAUCAUCAAUCUCAUGGUGUUAUUGUACUGCGUUGUCGUCUAUUUGUUUAAUUGUUGAAAUAAGCACUGUUGUGUAAUUUGUUUAGGUUCG